Sabethes cyaneus is the source of this 1710-nucleotide messenger RNA. Its product is annotated as transmembrane protein 26. The coding region runs from base 1 to 1710 and encodes 569 amino acids. NCBI's taxonomy places the organism in Eukaryota, Metazoa, Arthropoda, Insecta, Diptera, Culicidae. The transcript is spliced from 6 exons. The record is from RefSeq and is a predicted model, not a curated record.
AUGGCCAAAUUGCUGGCCACAAUUAAAGCGAUUAUUACUAGGAUAAUCUUUAGUACCCACGGAUUUAUCGCCAUAUGGCAAGUGACCCAGAAUACGAAGGAUCCCUUGUACUGGUGUCUUUGUACUCCGAUCGGUGUUUUGUUUAUCGAGGGAAUUUUUACGUUGGCAAUUAAAAAGAAUCAGGAAUGGCGAUGGUUCUGUCCUUCGGUAUUUAUUUAUUUGUCCACCAUAGUUCCUGCAAUAUGGCUCUUGGAGUUGGACAAACUAGAAAAACGUUCCCUUUUUCAAGAUCAGGUUUUGAACGAAACUAUCAAUUUCGCGGCCACGGUCGGAAAAGAUCUAAAGGACUUGAACAAAAUGCUCGGAGUAAAAAUUCAACUACCGGAUAUACAUUUGAAUGCCGAUACUUGGGUGACGUUGAUUGAACAGUUCCUGAUGCUGGUUCUAAUAAUUGGCCGCUGGAUGUUGCCGAAGGGUGACUUGACCCGGGAUCAGUUGAGCCAGCUGCUGUUGGUAUAUAUCGGUACGGCGGCGGACAUAAUCGAGUUUUUCGACUCCUUUAAGGACAGUAAAAUUGCAAACGAACCGGUGCUGGUACUAUUGACACUAAGCAUCUGGUCCUGGAGUUUGCUGCAGUUUACGAUUGUUCUAUCGGCCACACGGGCGCGGAAGCCUCGUGGAGGCGGAAGUGCACUGCAAUCUGAAGAGGAAGACGCCCACUGCUGUAACGUUGCCUGCUGCAAUAUCGACGUGUGGGGAAUUGCGCUGAACAUUUUACUCCAGGAUGCCCCCUUUCUCACCUUCCGGCUGCUAAUUAUUAUUCAUUACAAAAUUAUUACCUAUAUGAAUAUAUUUUUUACAUGUAAAAACACAUUGGUAAUACUGUUACAACUGUACCGAUUGUAUGUGCUUAACUCGGAAAACCGAAAGGCGGCAAAAAAAUCUUCCACAUCAGAGUGGAAGAAAAAACCCAACAACGCCAGAUCAGCACGUCCUGCGAAACAGCAACAGCUCAGGAAGACUCAUCGCAGGAAAGUUGCUGAUUUGAAUGAAGAAGAUAUUCACGAUGCACGAAAGUUAAAGCAACAACGCAAAUCGAGAAGUACAUCUUCGAAGCUUCGUAAGGACACCGGUUAUUCAACAGCAAGCAGUCCAACGGCAGUGAAUCAACGGAAAAAUAAAACUAAAACAACCGGUGAGGUCGAGGCUAGAAAAAAGCACAAUAAAAAGGGUCAUGAAAAGUCCAGGAAAGGAAGAUCCACAACGCUAAUGGAUGACAGCCGGAUAGAUUACGACCUGCCGGAGAUGGAGCAGACCAGUGAACGGCAAAGUCAGCGAAACCGCAGCAGGGAGGGCACAAAAAAAUCCACUGACAGAAAAGAACAACGCCGAACCGCACGCGACCGUGGCGGUAGCAAACGGUGCCUUGAGGAGGACAGAAACUUCAGUGAAAGCGAACUUGACAACAUUGAUUAUGAUGAUGGCGCUGUUAAUGAUGAUGGUGAAGAUGAUGAUGCUGAAGAUGCUGUCGUUUCACCGCAGACGGCGACGGUCCAAGCUGGUGGGCGGAAUACGUGGGACGAUAACGAUACAAGUGAGUUCGAAAUAAUUCAUGAAAAAAAGCAAACUGGUCGGGGACGCUCGAAGAAGCCGCAGCAUGCGAGGAACGUGUCAAGUACGGCAUCCUCUUCAGGAUCAACUUCGGAAUAA